This is a messenger RNA of Cajanus cajan (pigeon pea), 1928 nucleotides long. RefSeq names its product protein gamma response 1. Lineage: Eukaryota; Viridiplantae; Streptophyta; Magnoliopsida; Fabales; Fabaceae. The record is from RefSeq and is a predicted model, not a curated record. Gene Ontology annotation, biological process: DNA repair; DNA double-strand break processing involved in repair via single-strand annealing. Gene Ontology annotation, molecular function: damaged DNA binding.
AAACAAGAUGAGAAUCCCGCGCGAGAGUGAUACCAAUCCAACACAGUGAAACACACCCACGUCCCCAACCCACUCCCUCCUCAGUCCUAACCUUUCGUUCCAUUUAAUUUCACUCGCAUUUGGCAUUUCAUUUCGUCACCGAUCUCGAAUGGACGAAGCAGAGAGAGUGCACCACCCUCAGCCUCCGAAAUUAGGGUUUCCCCUCCCCGCCGGCGACGCCAAACUCCUCACCGGCCUCAGCACCAUCCUCGUCGCGUCCAUCCAAGAGGCCAAAGACCGUAUCUCGCAGAUCGAGUACGUCUUCUGCUCCCAGCUCUACCCCGACUUCCAGGCCAAACGACGCCGCAUCGACCAGCUCGAGCGCGACGCCGACGAGAGCAUGGCGCUGCACAAGAGCCUCCUCGAGUUGGUGCAGUCCAAGGACUCCGCGCUCAGGGAAUCCGAAGUGAGUCGAAACGCCGCGUUUUCCGAACUGGAGAGCUGCGAGAACGAGAAGGCGCUUCUGUCCGCGAGAGUCCACGAGUUGGAGGAGAAAUUGCGAGAAAUUCAGGAGGCGGAGUCCGAGCGCGUUCAAGAGGAAGGGAAGCUACUCGAGCGCGUGGAGUCGCUGACGUGUGAGUUGCAGGCGGAGAAGGCGAAGAGGAAUCGGGUGACUGAAGCGUAUAAGAGGCUUAAGUCUCAGCAUGUUUACCUUCGCCGAAAGUUUGGUCUCGCUGAGGAGAAUGUGGCUCACCACAAGAAAUCGGAGUCUGGAAGUGAAUUCGGCACGCAUCAGAGUCCAAUCGUAGAACCUGAUCUUGCAUUUGAGAACCCAAAUAUGACUAUGGGUGCUUGUGAAGCAGCUGAAGUGAGGAACGAAAUCACAGAGGUAGACUUCGGAGGCCUUGAAAUGGAAAUUCCUGAUGUGUUCGUUUCUGCACAUGACAUAAAUGAAGUGAAGAAGACAUCUGAGGAUGACAGAGGAGUCAAUUUGAGUUCGUCUUCUGGUUUUCGAGAUGUCCCAAAAUGUCCAUCCAGUACAAAAUUAGUCCCUGUAUCUAGUACAAAGCGGCCUGCUUCUUCCUGGAGGCAUACCCGGUCCCAUCAAAGUCGAGUAGGACCUGACCCUCAUGACGAUUUUCUUGAUACUCCUCUAGAGAAUAUCAGAGGGAAUUUAAAUAAGGAUUUGAAUAAAGAGGACCUCUUACCCCUGGUUCAAAAAGACAUUAGCUUAGACGACUCAGAUGAUGAAACGCAGGAUGUAAAUGCCAAAAGCAGUCCUCAGAAGAAGCAAAAACAAUCUUCAAAUGAAGAUGACGAAACACAGGAUAUGAAUGUCAAAAGCAGUCCUCAGAAGAAGCAAAAGCAAUCUUCAAUUACAGUGACCAACAAAAGAAAUUUCAAGUACGUUGAACCAGUGAGGAAGAAAGCUGAGCGUGAAAAUUUAAAAGGAGUUGAAUGCAAACAAUGCAGGAAGUUCUAUGAUGCUGUUCUUCCUAAUGCUGAUGGCAAGGAUGCCGACAGCAGUAAGCAGAACUUCCGCUGUGAACACCUUGAUGGUGCUUCUAGGCAUCGAUAUAGGUAUGUUCCACCUAUGACUCCUGAAGGAUUUUGGAAUAUUGGAUUUGAAUCUGAAAUGUAAUUAGCUGGAUUACUAUUUGAUUUAUAAGUGGAUUCUGUAUCCAAUUAAAACUGGCCAAUUUCAGUUUAUUGGUAAAUCUAGAAAAAGGACUUUUAGGAACCUUGGCCAUUGGAUGUAUCAUCGGAUAUCUCAUCUCAUAAUGCAUUGAGGCAAAAAAAUUUCCUCCCUAGUUCAUACAGUGGGCAUGCUUAACCCGGCUUGGACGAACGCAUGUACUAAUUGUUGUAGUUGUAGAUACAUUUUUCCAACAAGCAAAUAAACUUUUUGUUCCCACUUCCCAUUUAUUAUAAAAAAUUAAUCCAUCGUA